Messenger RNA from Cladocopium goreaui, 438 nucleotides. Lineage: Eukaryota; Dinophyceae; Suessiales; Symbiodiniaceae. The record is from the annotation of a GenBank genome assembly.
AUGCUGACGGACGGUGUCAUCGGGGAACUUGGUUCGGAUGUUGCCCAUCUCCCACGUGCAGCAUCCAAUGCUUCAGGGAAGAAGGCAGGAAUGCCUGAGGAUCCCUUUGAAGCUGCUCAAUGGCUGUUGUCCCGUCUUCUUCAAGAUGUGUCAAAUGCUAAGACAUAUCCCUUGAAGCUGAACCAUUUGAAGCACCAGGGAGCUUUGUGCACUUCCUUUGAAAACCACGCCGUCGAAUUGGAGCAGAGCUUCAUGCAGCUGAAGGGUAUGAUUCGCCAGGGACAAGAUGCGGUGUUUCCGGACCAGAUGAGCGCUGCUGUUCGCUUGGCAUUGGACCGCCAGUCCAUGUUCUACGAGGACAAGGACGCAGCCGAUGGGCUGUGCCGCCCAAAGAAGGAGAAAAAAAACAAGAAGGAUGACGAUGAGGAGGACGCUUGA